Messenger RNA from Cladocopium goreaui, 4188 nucleotides. The record is from the annotation of a GenBank genome assembly. Lineage: Eukaryota; Dinophyceae; Suessiales; Symbiodiniaceae.
AUGUUUUGUUUGUUGUUUGACGUUUUGGGUCGCCAGGCGUCAGCACCAAGGUAUUGGCUUUCCUUCGCUGGUGAUGCAGCCCGUGGCGAGGCUGCCAGUUCCGGCACCGUCUUCCAGCCUUUGGGAGAGUCGGUGCAGUACGUGGUGGUCGACGAGGACGGCUUGGUGGUGAAGCAGGGCUCUGGUGAGCUAUGUCUGUCAGGGCCAAUGGUAACGCCAGGCUAUUGGCCGCCGGACACGACCGACACGGCGGGCUGGAUGACAGACACGGCGGGCCGUCGCUUCUUUCGGACCAGCGAUGUGGUGGAGCUGAUGCCAGAGGGCGGCUUCAUCUACAAAGGUCGAAAAGACCGCUCCACCAAAAUCCAAGGCCAGUGGGUAGAUCUUGAUGCCCUGGAACAACGAGUUCAAGACUUGGACGGAAUCAAAGAAGCCUGCGUCAUCGAAAGUGAUGGAUGUAUCCACAGUUUCCUGGUGCCGGACUGUUACCGUGCAGCAGAUCUGCUGCGCUGCAUGGAGAAUUUACGACACGUGCGGCAGAUGAUGCCGUGGCAGAGCUGCGUGAAAAUGCUGCCCAAGCUGCCCCGCAACGAGAACGGCAAGACGGACUUGAGAACCCUCAAGACACAGCUGGCCGACGAAGCGAGACCCGCUGACGCCGUCGCUGACGCUCUACGACUGUCCUUGACCUGUCGUCAGCACGGCACUCUGGCCAUCUUCGCAUUUCUUGUGGCCCUGUGUGGCGAGAUGUUGAUAGUACGAGUCUUCCGUGGGCGGCAACGCGAAAAAGUGCGAUGGCUGGGGCCCUUGAGUAUGGCAUAUGCAUGGCUGGCUUUGGCCCACUUCUCGGAGAUCAAGAACUCCAUCCUGGAAAAGGCACCCUUUUCCAGGAUGGUUUUUUUGCUGCUUCUCCACCUCCUUCCAGCUCCAGCAGCACUUCACCUGCGACGGGCUCUGGCAGUGCUGGGGCUCUGGCUGGCGAACAGCGGCCGGAAGAUGAUGGCGUGGCCACUGGUCUUCUGGUUCGGCAUUGGCACCUCUCUCCACUACGAGUGUGUCAGCACCUUCCGCCGUGGUCUCCUCGCCGGCGUCAUGAGGCAGUUACAUGGGAGCACCGACUGGCUCGAUGAGGUCCUUCGCUUCCUGUCGAAGCGGAAAGUCUUUGGUUCGCGGCGCUGGUACAGCUGGAAGGCGGCAAUGCCGGUGACGCGCUCCACGGCCACGCAGUGGGAAGAGUAUCCAAAGAACGAGGCAGAGUUGCUGGCCCAUGACCGAUGGAUCGCUGGCACAUUGGAUGGAUGGAAGGAAUCGACAAAGUUGCGGGCACAAGAAGCAAAAGCAGAGCAAAGUGAAAUGCUGGAAUCACCGGAUGCAUCCAUUCCUGUGAAGUUCUCGCGUAGCGCUAUCGACUGGGCCUUGCAGACCUUCACGGCACCCACGGACAGCGGGAAUGCCAGCGGAGAUGCCAGCGGAGGCGUCGAUGCGGUGCGAAUGCUGGAGCUGCUACAGCAGGCCAUGCCAGGAGUGGAUCUGGAUGCACCUUUAAGUGGUCUCGACAGUUUGCGGGUGAGCUUUUUGACCAGCACCCUCCGGAGCCAUGGCAUAGACCUCCGUGCCGAUGUGGUGCGCCAGGCCUCUUCCCUCCGCGCCCUGGCGACGUCGAGCGUCACCUCGGCGCCCUGCGGUGCCGUGACGUCCUCGCCGGCCACGACGUUUUCGGAGAUGGAGUAUGCCAUUUGGUAUACACCUGGGCAACAUCAAGCCAUGGGUCCCUGGCUGUGCCGUGGCCCACGCGAUGUGAACAUGGAGUCGAUGAAACGGGCGGUAGCACUCCUGCAAGAACGACAUCCGGCGUUGAGGGUCCAGCCCAAAGAUCCCAUUGCCAUCAGAUCCUUCGUGCUCAGCUGCGGCGCCCUCCACGCGGCGCUCGCGCGGGCUUCGACAUCGUCGACGCUGCGAGGGCUGGGGGAAGCGCUGCGGAGGGCGUGGCCACGGGUGACGGUGCCGGGUGCCAGGACCAUCAAGGAGAUCGAUACAGCGAAGACUCCUUUCUCCGUGAUGGAUGUCUAUGCACUGGCGUACAGUGUGGACACCCCCAUGCUGAACCCAUCGCCUCAUCCUUGUCUCCUUGGCAACGCAUCAGCCGUGCGCAUUGUGGCACUGCACCGAAACCCAGAAGUCAACGGCAGUGCUGCCAUUCGUUGGUCCUGGGUUCCUCAGUUGGCUUCUUGGGUCGCUGUUCGAGAGGUCAGCGGAGUCGGAAGCCUCAACUUUGGUUGGCUUCUUCUAGCAGGCCGAGGUCGAAGCCAGGUCCGGGCAAUCCUCGACCGAGAUGGUAGUGGUUCAGUCGAGCUUGUGGAUGAAAACGGCGAACCAGAUUCGCAUGACAUGUUUGCCCCGAUUCAUGAGGCUGUGCAUGGCGUCCUUGCAGGAUCUCGAUUCGCAGUUGAACGUAAUUGCAAAGAGUACUUGAGAAAGCUCGCAUAUUUUCUGCCCAUCACUGCAAAACGAGGUAGUCUGAAGAAGAAUGAAGAGAAGACAUUUGGUUACGCAAAAGCCCGUGCUGUGUUUAGGGGCGGUGGCCCUUUCAUCCUAGAGGAUUCUCCAGACCUGGCAAUCAGGGCUUUGACACGCCUUGGAUAUUUGGACCAAUUCAACACAGACGUGCCAGAGGCAAUGUUUUUAUUCCUCAAUUCAGCGGAGAACAAGGGCUCUUUGAGGAAAUUUGGCUGGCUUCCAGGUCCAGGUGAUAAUCAUGUGGAUGUUGACAGGAACUUGCGAGCCAUGAAAUUGUAUGCGAAACAGCACCAGCUACCCGUCAUGCGAACUCUCAACGGAUUGGCGUGGAGCAUUCUUCGCAAAAGUAAUGCCAAGGAUCCGACCAUGAGAAGCGUAGGUCAGAAUGAACUGGAGAAGCUGCUGCAAAACCGCACGAUGCGCCCACCGUUCGAGGUGGCGCUUCUCCGUUUGACGCUUCCCGUGGAGGGCGUUUGGGAAUGCCAAGGGGGACACGUUUCCAUUCUUCGCGAUGGCGAGGAUCUCGUCUAUGUGGAUGCGCAUCGUUGGGUCUCCGCCAAAUUGCUGCCACCGGAGGAUUCAGCGCGGAUGCAGAAUUUCCUGCUGCGUGGACGGCUGCAGCGGGGUGGAGAGGUCCUUUUGCGCUUUCCAACCUCAAGCGAAGUUCAAGUGGCCUUCAGAUUGGGGCCACAGGAAGCUUUCCGGACGUUCACAGCCAAUCGAUUGCCACAAGAGAAGGAUCACCUAUCGAACUUCUCCUUUGUGUUGAUUCAAUGCUAUCACUCCUUUGGCGAUGGAUUUUGUUUCUCUCCCAUCGCUUCGGAUCUCUUCCGCAUCUACAACGCGCUUGACCACGGAGAUGGCGAUCCAGAGAUCCAUGCGUUUGUCUACUCCAACAGGGAUGGCGUGGCGGAUGCCAUGAAAGUCUUGCAGAAACGAUUAGAGGAGACGCUGAUGAUGGGUUCUGAUCCCAGCAGACAUUCGCUUCGAGGAAAUUUGUGGAGCGCUUGGUUCAAUGGAUCUUCUCAUGCCCUGAAUGUGCAAGGAGACACGCUUGCGGUGCUCAAGGCAGUUGCCCAAAAGUAUUUGAUUCCGGUGAAUUACCUUUUGCUGGCAAUUGUGAUUGCGGCCAAUGCAAGAGCCUCCAGGAUUGAUGCAGUGGAGAUGACGCUGUAUGUGCCAAUGCGCGAUGGUCCUGAAUCCAGCAUGGUGGGGCUGUUCGCCGAUUGGCGCGACAUACGAGUUCCUACGCCCGAAGUGGAUUGCACUUUGUUGGGAGUUCUCUGGGAGGUCUCAGACAUCUUGCGACUCCGAAAGUGGCGGGUCUUCAAUGCCCUCAGAAAGGCCGAUCGAACCGUGGUGAACUUUGAUCUGAGAGAUGGACGGGAACACCAUGGUUUCCGACAAGUGCCAGAAAGCUUCUGGAGAAUGGAAAGAGCGAAGGCACCGAAGAGCAAUUGGAACCACUGGGAAUGGUUGCAUCAGCCACUACAAAUCGACUUGGUGGAAGAACACAGCGACCGCUGGUGCAUUCAUGUCCGAGUCUCCUACGAGAAGUACACUACUGCAUGGCGGCGGAAGUUCAUCCAAGCCAUUCAGGAUGCGACCUAUGACAUCGUCUUCCAGCCUUGGCUCUCAGUCCAUAAGGCUUUCCCAGACGCAAAUCAGUGA